Molecule: messenger RNA, 3227 nt
Organism: Pezoporus flaviventris
Lineage: Eukaryota; Metazoa; Chordata; Aves; Psittaciformes; Psittacidae
Gene: NEK6
Product: NIMA related kinase 6
Exons: 10
Coding region: 245-1189 (314 amino acids)
Biological process (GO): protein phosphorylation
Molecular function (GO): ATP binding; protein kinase activity
Source: RefSeq, a predicted model, not a curated record
GCAGCCGGCGGGGCGCGCACUCGGGCGGCGGCGCGUGCGCUUGGGGCGGCGAGCGCGCGCGGCGAAGUUGCGUGUGGGACGCGGCGCCGCUCGCUCUGUCGCUGCGGGGCUGUGUGGGGGCCGCGGCCGCCUGAACUCCCCCCCCCCCCGCCUCCGCCCCGCUCCUCCUUUCGCGGCCGGUCACCGGCGCUUCUCCGCCGCUUCGCCGGCUGCAGAACAGUGAGGCAGAGUUUGGUAUGAUACCAUGGAAGGGCAGCAUAACCAUCCACAUCAUCUAGGGGACCAGAACAACCCUCUUUGCAAGCUGCCAGGGCAAGAGUACCAGCAUGAUCCUCAGAGACAUUUAACAUCGUACCCGUAUCGCUGCACACUGGCAGAUUUUCAGAUAGAGAAGAAGAUUGGACGAGGACAAUUCAGCGAAGUUUACAGAGCAACUUGUCUUCUGGACAGGAAACCUGUGGCAUUAAAGAAAGUUCAGAUUUUUGAAAUGAUGGAUGCCAAGGCAAGGCAAGAUUGCAUUAAAGAAAUUGACCUCUUGAAGCAACUGAACCAUCCCAAUAUUAUUAAGUAUUUGGAUUCUUUUAUUGAAGACAAUGAACUUAACAUUGUCCUGGAGCUGGCCGAUGCUGGUGAUCUCUCCCAGAUGAUUAAGUAUUUUAAAAAGCAGAAACGGUUAAUCCCGGAAAGGACAGUGUGGAAAUAUUUUGUGCAGUUAUGCAGUGCAGUUGAACACAUGCACUCCCGCAGGGUGAUGCACAGAGACAUAAAACCAGCCAAUGUGUUUAUAACAGCCACAGGGGUGGUGAAGCUGGGAGAUCUUGGAUUAGGCCGUUUUUUCAGUUCUAAAACCACUGCAGCACAUUCCUUAGUGGGAACUCCAUACUAUAUGUCCCCAGAAAGAAUACAUGAAAACGGCUAUAACUUUAAAUCCGAUAUCUGGUCUUUGGGCUGUUUAUUGUAUGAGAUGGCAGCUCUUCAGAGUCCUUUCUAUGGAGAUAAAAUGAACCUGUUUUCUCUUUGCCAAAAAAUAGAGCAAUGUGACUACCCACCUCUUCCAGCUGAACAUUACUCUGAAAAGCUGCGGGAGCUGGUCAGCAUGUGCAUAUACCCCGAUCCUGAUCAAAGACCUGACAUUGGUUACGUGCACCAAAUAGCGAAACAAAUGCAUGUGUGGACCUCCAGCACAUGAAGCGUCUGCAGCCGCUCUCGAGAAGCCAGCACAGCUCAGUCUUACUUGAAUUCUUCUUUUCUCAGCUGAAACCAAGUGGUGCCUUGUCAGCCCCGAGGGAGGGUUGAGCACUCGUAGCAAGAGGCUCCAUUAUUUCUGCAGGUUAUUUGACAAGGACUCUUACGCCGUGGUCAUGCUUUAACGUGAAGAUUCUGUGAGGUAUUGCAAGUGAUUUUUUUUGUUGUUUUCUUUUCCAGGCCAAUAACAUGUUACAGAUGUAGAUCAUUUAAGGGUCCUUUCUUAAAACUGUCGUGUGUAAUCUAGGAUAGAUAAUAACAAGGGUGCAGGUUUGCUGCACCCCCUCUAUCUUAACUGUAAUGUGAACUAUUGAAAUAAUUCCUUCAGUGAAAUCACUUUAUACUAAUGUAAGAAUUACAGUAGAUUUUGUGUAAUUUGUAUAACUGCUACUUUGCCUCUUCUGCAAAUGUUCAAUAGCAAAUUCAGUUUUUACUUCGUAUAUUUUAAAGCAGCCAUUUAUGUGUUUUUAUUAAUUCCCUCUUCUUCAGACAUAGGAACUGGGAAGGGUUUGGGGGGUGGGAAACUCAUUUGUUUCAAGUUUUUUUUUUAAUGGAAAAUGUAGAGCGAGUGUUUUGCUGAUGCAUUGAUCUGUUAACAUGGCUACAGCCAGCGAGAUAAGGAUGUACCUAGGGACAGAGACAAGGAAUAUGCCAACAAACCAACCCAAAGCAAGCCUUGCUCCUGUAAGGGAUUGCUCUUUACACUUCUUUUCCCAUUUGGCAUGAGUCUUUUUAGACUACAGGUCCCUGUUAGAAUCCAGUGUUGUAUUGGAGCCAACUCGAUUUUGGUGAAGAUACUUCUCCGUGUUCAGUCCUACGUCAGGUACCGUAGGCAGAACUGAAGCAAAGCAGUGUUUAAACACUUUGACCAUUUUUUAACCAGAAAGAAGUCAGUUGCUUUGUGUGUCUAAUUCUCCACAAGGAUGAGCCCCGUCCGUUCAACUGUGAAAGCUCAUUUAUAAAAUGUGAAGUUUUGUAAGAUCUCCACCUGAUUUGAAGGAGUCUUCUUUAACUACAUGGAAAUUGUCAACCAGCUAAAUUCAUUCAUUGAAUCAAUGAUUUGUUUCAUUACUGUCGAGGGAAAAUAGUCACUGCUUUAGGAACAAACAUGGAUUCACGUUCAAGUGUUUCCAUUUCAUGUGCCUGUUCAGAGGAACAGGCUGCACUUAACGUUCUUGAGGGCUCCAGCAGGGGAAGGCACACGCCUGUCCUGUGGCAGCACUGCUUCCAUGUGUGACGAUGGCUAAUGCCAAAGUGUACAUUUGUGUGUGACAGUUCACAUGCAGCCUGUGCCUGUUGGGUUUUUAUUCUGAAGAGAAGCAUACAAUCCUUAAUGUUUUGGAAAUAGGAUUAGGGUUAGAGGGUUACCUACAUAUAUAUGCUUUUAGUGGAUUUCUUUUUUAACCUAAUGUGCUUUACUUAAAGGAAAACUGCAGUGCUGUCUUCAACUCCAUCCCAUACAAUUUUAAACUAUAUAGGAUAGCAAGGAAAAGCUGUUAAUUGCUGUGAAUAAGGUUGGUAUCGUUAAUGCAGGGUGCCAUUUCAUUGAGUCCUCUCAGCAGAAAGUUGAGCCUGCUGCUCUCAGGAGAGAGGCAGGAAAUUCAAAUCAGCAUGAGAAUGUAGUGGAUGCACCAAAUUGCUUCCUCUGUUCCCAUGCUAACGUGGUUAAUUUAUACCCGGCUUCUUCAGGAGUUCUUACAUUUAAGACUGAAGACUGUCACUCUGACAUUGCAGCUUUCCUUUAAGCCAGGGUGGCGGCCCCACGUUCAGAGGGACGGAUGUGCUGCGCCUCUCUUGGUGUAACACAGAAAAGGAUCUUUGGCUUCCAGGGAAGCUCAGAUUGAAUCCGAGUCUCUUGAGAAGUCUGGUCACUUUCUUGCUACAUAGAAUUUCUUAGUGCUUCUACGAAAAUGUAUUUCAAAAGGUAAUUUUUUUGCAAUUGUGCAUUUUUAGAUAAAUAAAAAAAUGAUUUAAAAAAUAAA